UCACUAAAUAUAUUUGAUUCAUAAUUUCUUGACUCUAAAUGACUUUUAUCUACAAUGUAAUCUUUUUUGCAUUUACUUUAUCGUGUAUCGUAAUUUUAAGUAAUAAGAUACUUGGUGCUUGGAAUUGUAUAUAGGUACCAGCAAGAGGCUGCAAUAGACAUACGUCAGAUGGAUACAAUUUAACAAUAAGAAAAAAGCUUGCGUGUGUGUCUAUUCAUCUUUACUUAGCCGACGACGAUCGAGGCACAAGUCUAUAUCGUAGCUGUUGGCAAUACAGAUCAUUCGAGUGAAUGCAAGCAGCUUAUAUAAAUACCACCAGCGAUUAAAUUUGGUGGACUAUUUACGGUGAAGUCUAUUGUCGAGCACAAUUUCAACAUGCUUAGGGUACUAUUUUGUAUUUGUGGCGUGCGGAUGAUCCUUGGUAUCAUCGUAACAGAUCCACCACCUACUGAAGCUGAGUACAAGUACUCGUAUGAUAUAGAUGAUCCUACUACCGGAGAUACAAAAAGUCAGUACGAAGUAAGACAAGGAGGGACAGUCAGCGGAGCUUAUACUGUAGUAGAUCCAGAUGGUAUAAAACGCACUGUUGAGUAUACCGCCGAUCCAAAGGAAGGAUUUAAAGCGACUGUUCGUAAAGAACCUGUAGAUGUUAUUGCAGCUCAAAAAAAUCCACAAUAUAUUUCCAAGGAAAAUACAUAUUAUCCAUAUGAAGCUCAAUACAAAGCGAGACCACAUUACGUGACUGAUGUAAGAAUGGAUGACUCAUUCACAGAUUCAGAGACUCAAUUUUAUGACAAAGAUAAUUACAUUCAACAUCCGGUUUACUUUAAGCCAGCAAGCGAGUUGAACUCGGGAGAUCCAACAUACGAGAAUGUCCAUAGGGAAUAUUUUACGCCAACUAAUAAAUGAAAAGUGAGUGAGUAUUGUAUUGUAUACAUAACGUGUUUCCUAAAAUUGUGAUAUUAUUGUAAAUAUAUAUACGUAAUUUAACCGAUUCAAUUACUACUGUUAGGGUGUACCUAUUAAAAUUGAACUUUUUCAUAUACGUGAAAACAUGACCAAGACACAUCGCAUGACACA
Messenger RNA from Achroia grisella, 1080 nucleotides. It is a transcript of the gene CPR72, whose product is annotated as larval cuticle protein A1A-like. Lineage: Eukaryota; Metazoa; Arthropoda; Insecta; Lepidoptera; Pyralidae. Bases 376 to 909 code for a protein of 177 amino acids. The record is from RefSeq and is a predicted model, not a curated record. Gene Ontology annotation, cellular component: extracellular matrix. The transcript is spliced from 3 exons.